CCAGACAAACCGGCCAUCACACCAUGUUCUUACGCUCUAAAGAAACUGGACAAAGGCGAGUACGUGGAAUUAUGGUAUUUCACUAACGACGGCUUGGACGAAGCUAGUAUAAAGAAGACGAUUGACGACGACGCCAUGAUUCUUUCGACUCUGGCUGAUGGCUCCACAGCCUGGGUCUCUUCAGCGUCUACGCGAAGUGCACGUUCGGUGAUUAACGACGAAAAUUUACCUUUUGAAGAGUUCUGUCAAGCCUGUCCGCGCUUUCUGACGGCAAUAGAGGAGGCAGAUUGGCCGCAAGACAGAGUCCGGAUGAUGGCUCGGUUCUGGAUGAACAUUCAAGUUCACAAGUUUCGCUCACUCAGAGACCCCAUAGCUCAGAAGUCACUCCUGGUCUACCAGGCAGAGCAACGGAAACGGUGGCAUAUCGCAGCAAAGUCCUCUGUCGGACCAUAUGAUCUUUCAGACGUCAAUGAGAAGGUUCUCAAAGACACGAGGGACAGAGUAUAUUGGGAUGAGCGCAACAAGAGAGACAACGAACGUGAUUACAAGACUGACCAACACGUCAGUUCCUCUUCGAGACAUCGUGACUGGAAAGAGCCAACCAAGCGUGCUCAUUCACCAGAGCACGCGAGCAAGGCCAAGAAACCACGUCAGGAUUUUCGUGCGGGCGCAAGCGGAGGAGUCCUCUCCGCUUGCGCCAUUUGCCUCGGACGAAAUCCUCACAGGAUUAUCGAGUGCAAAGCGUCCAGAACCUGGGACGAUGCAUUCGAAACUCUUUGCGCA
Molecule: messenger RNA, 783 nt
Organism: Suillus plorans
Lineage: Eukaryota; Fungi; Basidiomycota; Agaricomycetes; Boletales; Suillaceae
Exons: 2
Source: RefSeq, a predicted model, not a curated record